Molecule: messenger RNA, 2230 nt
Organism: Daldinia vernicosa
Lineage: Eukaryota; Fungi; Ascomycota; Sordariomycetes; Xylariales; Hypoxylaceae
Product: cytochrome P450
Exons: 4
Coding region: 385-2061 (558 amino acids)
Molecular function (GO): oxidoreductase activity, acting on paired donors, with incorporation or reduction of molecular oxygen; steroid hydroxylase activity; iron ion binding
Source: RefSeq, a predicted model, not a curated record
CUAAUGGAGGUGUAGUUGAAUGCCAAUUUAGGGGAUAAAGGUAUAUUUAGAUCCCGUGUCUUUUCCCUAAACAUGUGGCAUACCUCGUACUUGUAUUCUUCUCGGUGUAGAUGCUCUUCUUCUUUUUUUUCUUCCUCUUUUUUUCUUUUUUUUAGAAGGCAAUUACAAUAUUGGUUGUGACCCCAUGACGAGAACUAAUAAUAGUAGCAGCUAAGUGACUUAAAUGAGGUACCUACCUACCUCUUAUUUGAAGAGGGGCUGUAUUGAAUAGGUACCGACUUCAACUCAACAACCCGUAUUAAUCUGUCCGGUUCCAACUCUCUUUUACAAAGGUGAAUGUGACAGUCGUUAACCCUUAGGUACCUAGAUGAAUUGUUUCUAGAGAUGCUCUUCAAUAUCUUCCCACUCAGCCCGGCUAACCUGUUAGCUGUGUGUUUGCUGUUAAUCACCGUGCUUUGGCGUCGGUAUGCUGCUAAACACGCCAGUCUCGUCGCGUACGAGAAGCGCGACGAUGUAAAAGGCAUCCCUUCGACGUUCCCCUAUGUCUUCCCCCUUCUAGGAAAUCUCCCAAUUAUGUACUUAUGGAACCCGAAAGACUUCGUCUUGAAUCCCAAGAACUUCUUCCAGAGCGCGCACCCUGUUCUGGUCAAAAUCCUUACUCAGGAGUUCUACGUGGUCCAGGGCCCAGAGAACGUCAAAGCCCUCUUUAAGGCUUCUUCGGUGUGCACAUCAAUCCCCUUCGUCAAAUUCGCUCUUGGGUACGCUUUCGGCUUGCCAGCUAAGGCCCUGAGUUUAUAUGACAAGGACGACUCUGGUGGUGGCCAUGUGCCUCACCCGGGGAGCACGGUGGAGGCUCGCAACCGUAUUGACUACCGCGGGCAUCAGUCCAUAGUCCAAUUUCUAGAAGGCAAAAAACUUCUGCCUUUCUGGAAUAGGUUCGCAGACGAUAUCACGCGUCAAUUGUAUAAUUUGUACGGUCGCAUGGGAUCUGACUGGGAAUACCGCGCUGAUCUGAUGAAGACCAUUGGGGAUGAAGUCACGGUCUCGACCCUUAAUGCUCUUUGCGGCCCAUACCUCCUGAAGCUAAAUCCAACUUUCCUAAAGGACUUUUGGGACUUUGACCGCAACUUACAGACUUAUCUUCAAGGGAUCCCUUGGUUUCUUGCGCCGAGGGCUUACGCGGCUCGAAAGAGGGUCCUGAACGCCGUCAAAAUCUGGCAGCAGCACGCAAGGGAUCACUACGACGACUCCGCCAUGGGUGCCGACGGUGACGACCCGUUCUGGGGGAGUAGCUUCUUUCGAGAGCGGCACGAAAUGUUUCUUGAAAUGGACGGUUUCGAUCACGCUGCUAUCGCAUCCCUAGAUUUCGGAGCAAUAUGGGCAGUAAGGAAUUCUAUCGCUACUGUAUCAUGGGCUAUUUUCGAAAUAUAUAGGGAUCCUGAACUGCUUGCUAGUGUGAGGGCCGAGGUCGAUACCUGUGCUACCAGAAGUGCGGAUGGCCGCAUCCAGUUCGAUAUAGACAAAUUGCUUCGUUUGCCAGUCCUCCAAGCUGUAUAUGCUGAGACCUUGAGACUUAGGAUGCACUUCUACAUCAUUAAGAUGCCCGAUAGGGUUGACAUGAAAAUCCGAGACUGGAUUAUAUCGAGGCGAAAGGUAACUGUUACGUUGACGACAGCUGCACAUAUGGAUUCCAAAGCGUGGAACACUGGCUUAAAUAACGAGCACCCCGUCAACGAGUUCUGGGUUGGACGAUUCCUUACUUAUUAUCAGUCUGGAAGUGAGCCCUGCAACGGUCAGGCGUACGGUUCCACCCCCGCGUUUUCAACAAAAGAGUACGAAGGAUCAUGGAUUCCCUACGGCGGCGGACCGAGACAGUGUCCCGGCCGGCAUUUUGCGAAGCGCCAGAUAUUACUGACCACUGCCUUAAUAAUCAGCUUGUUUGACUGCGAGAUAUCGGAAGAGGGAAAAUCUGUGCAAGAAGAUUUGACGUUGAAAGGAUUCGGUGGUGGAAUAUCGCAUCCCAUUAACCCAGUGCCAAUAUAUAUAAAACAAAGGAGAUGAUACUUAAUGCUAAAGGGGGACUGGCCUUUUAGCUAAUUGAUUCAUUAGAUUGAAUUCAAAGUUAAAAGAACGCCUCCUUUUAAUACAUGGGUUUUCUUACACAUUAUGGCAUUAACACAUUUCCCUUUACCCUUUACCCCCACAUCCUCGUAACCCCGCCCCCUUACUC